GCGGUCGGGCGGGCGGGCCCGGACAGGUCGGAGUAGGCGCGCAGCAAGAUGCCCGGCAAGAAGAGCCGUGCGCCGACCUCGACCCCGGACCAGUGGGUGGUGCUUGCCCCAGAGUCUGCUAUCGAUGCACCAAAGAAGAGAGGUUCUGGUCCUGUUUUUACUAAACUUCGCAAUCCUAAAACAGGAAGUGCUGCCUUGUACCUUUUUAGCAGUGAUUGCAAGCAGGUUUAUGAAGUGAAGGCUUUUGAUGAAGACUAUCAUUCUUGGUUUAUUGGUCAGUCUGUUCAGCGUGAUGGAAGGCUUCUCUUUGUUACUCCCCUGGAUCCACUGUUUCUGGUACUGCCAUACUUUAUUAAUGCCAAUGAAAAGCAAGGAAAAUUUGAGCCAGCCGAUCAAGUAAUAAAGGAUGAAGAAUUUCCUGCAUGUGCCAGUCUACUGAAAUGUCCAAGAACUUUGGAAUCACUCCAUCAUGUCACUGAUGAGAAAGGAAUGGGUGAUCGAAAGUUUUAUAAGUAUAACAGAGAGAAAACCCUUGUGUGGCUAAAAAAGAAGGUUGAACAGACUGUUAAAACACUGAAGAGCUCUGGUGUCUCUGUUGGUGGAGGUGUUCAGUCCAGUAUGUUGAUAAGAAGUAAACAAGUCACAGAAGCAACAGAAGAGGACUACAUACGAUACGCUCACGGUUUGCUGUCAGAUUAUAUUUCCAGUGGUCUAAAUGCAGAGCUCUUCAAGUUCUUGAAGUUGCCAGCUAUUUCAACCAACGCAACAUUAAAUGAACCACCAUCUAAGGUGGCAGUCCAGCAACGCACUCGAAAGAAAACAAGUGUGCAAAGAUGACCUGAAGUGUUGAUUUUAAUCCAAUUCAGUGAGUGAUGGUGUGGAAUUUGGUGUAACAGAUUUAAACUGCUGUCAGAUUUAUUUCUGCAUUUCCCUUUCAUUGAUUUCCUUCACUAUUAUGAGCUGUGGCUGUGGGGUGCUGGGUUGUAGAUGCAAUACUCUUUAAGCUACUUCAUUUUUUGAUCUUUCAAAUGAGACCUUGGGUGCAGUUGGCGGCAUGGAAAAUUACUACCUGUGGUAAUACAGAACAAGUAUUCUUUUCAAACACUUGACACAUUCAGAGGGCUCUGCAAUUUCUGAAUUACCUAAGAAUGUACAAGACUCCUAGUCCAUAUCUCCAAAUGCAGAACACACCAAUAUCAAUUCCCCAGUUUUCCUAUCAAAAAGCCUGUAUAAUUAACAAAAUGAAUGAAGGUAUGAGCAUUAUUAUUUCAACAUUUACUUCAAAUAUCUCCCACUUUUAGUAGACCUAUCUGAUUUGUGCAUUCCUUUUCCCCAGUUAACUUCAUAAAUUCAACCUCGCCUACAUCUGUUGACAUGCCAAACUUGAGAGAGCUGUGACAAAACUAAAAGCCGAUGUCCCGAACUGCUCUAAUGGCAGACUUGGGUAUGUUUCGAGAGCUGGGAAAGCCAACUAGAAAUGGUUCGAGAGGAUUUAGCCAGAAAGGAUUGGUCCUUCGUGUCCUUGAAGCAACUCUUCUGAAGACAUGUGGCAUUAACUCGAGGUCAGCUUCUGGCAAGGAAACCUGUUAAUUGCAAUGUGCUAUACUCAUUCAGGUGAUGAACUUGCACUCCAGUUUGAAGAAGCACUAAGAUUAGAUACCCUGGGUGGGGAUCUUUACUGUCCAACUGCUUAUCUGACUGAACUGUGAAGGGAAAGUGGUACAGAUUGAGCUGCUGCCUCAGCUCUAGUAGGUUCAAGCCCGACCUCUGGUGCUGUCUUAAGGAUUUUGCACAUACUUUCUCUGACCACGUGGCUUUCCACUAGGUGUUCCAGCUUCCUCUCUCAACCCACAUGUAUACUGUUUGGCUGCUUAGUCGAUUGUUACAAGUGUAUGUAAGUGAGUAGUAGAUAUUGUGGGGCUAAUUGAUGGUAAUAUGGGAAAAAUAAAUAGAGUAUUUUACUCAGUUCUGGUUGCCUCAUUAUCGGAAGGAAGUUUUAGAGAGGGAGCGGAGAAGAUUUACCAGGAUACUGCCUGGAUUAGAGAUCAUGUCUUAUGAGGAUAGGUUGCGUGUGCUAAGGCUUUUCUCUUUGGUGCAAAGGAGGAUGUGCAGUGACUUGAUAGGGGUGUAUAGUAUGAUAGAAGGCAUUGAUAGAUUGGACAGCCAAAGACCUUUUCCCAGGGCAGAAAUAGCUAAUACGAGAGGGCAUAAUUUUAAGGUAUUUGGAGGUAAGUAUGGGGAGGGUGUCAGAGGCUGGAUUUUUACAAAGAUAAUGGUGAGUGCGUGGAACACGCUGCCAGUGAUGUUGGCAGACGUAGAUGCAUUAAGGACAUUUAAGAGACUUAGAUAGGCACUUUGAUAAAAGAGAAAUGGAGGACUAUGUAGGAGGGAAGGGUUAGACUGAUCUUGGAGUAGCUUAGAAGGUCAGCACAACAUCAUGGGCUGAAGGGCCUGUACCGUGCUGUACUGUUCUAUGUAAUAAAAUGGAUUAGGGCAGGAUUAAGUGUUUGAAAACGGGUGCUUGAUGGUCAGAGCAGACGGUGGGCUUAAGGACCUGUAUCCGUUCGGUACCUCCUUAUGACUCAGUAACACCGUUGCUAUUAUCAGCAUUUGACAGCUACUGAAAACAAAUUGAUUCUCUCCUCACCAACCUACCUGUUGUAGAUGCGUCUGCCCAUUAAUAAUACUGGUAGAAGUGAUUACGACACUGUCCUGAGGAAAUGAAAGUCAACUUCACACUGAAGACAAUUCUCGUCAUGCCAUUCAGUAAUUCCACAGUGUUAAGUGGAAUAGAUUUAAAAAAAAAGUCACAGCUCAAAACCAGACUUCCAUGCUACAUAUACCAAGCAGCAGCAUUAGAAUCAGAACAGUAUUCCACAACAAUCUGCAUGUUGCUUUAUAUCCUAUUUUAUCCUUCACUCUGCCAUAAUCAAGUCUGGGGAUCAAUCUUGAUUCAACGUGGUGUGUAAAAGCAGAUGAUGGGAGCACCAUUUGGUAAGCUUGAAAUUGAAGCCCUCACCUUCUGAUGGGUUAUAAGUGCAGCACUAACACAGCAUGCCACAGAGAGAACUAAAUAAUAUGAUUUGUGGACCAGACAAUAGUCCUGCAUUUCUACUGCAUUCUGUAACGAAAUGAUGGUGGACAUUUAUACAAAUUAUGAACGGACAUAGCUCCUAUGUGGAGUCCAGCACAUGAGUGCAAAAGACAAUGCUGAACUGUUUGCAACCAAUCUCAAUCAGAAGUGUUGAUCCAUUCGGAUUCUUUGUGAGAUUCCUACCAUCAUGUUUCACUCCAUGUAAUAUCAAGAAACUGUUUGAAGCACUAAAGUUAGCAAUGACUAUAGGACAGAUCAACACCCCAGCUGCAGUGGUGAAGACUUGUGCUCAAUAGCUAGCCAUGCCAUCAACUCUUCCAGUGUUUCUGUUUCAUAUGGCGUUUGUUCACACUUCUAAUUGAAGUGUGGCCCAGAAGGAGCAGGCAUGAAUCUGCCCGUUCGGAGGCCAGGGUUGGAGUGAUCUUUGUCCACGGCCAUUCCAACAUGGGUGGCCCUGAGUUUGCAAUGCCUGAUGGAGUCCUUGAAGCACUCAAACUUCCACAUGACAUCAACGUGUUGAUCCAUUUCGUGGAGGAGCUUUUACAGUACAACCACAAUAAUACCAUCUAUCCAACGAUGUGGAAAGUUAUCGAGGGAUUAGAUUCGAUUAUGGGGACACUCAGUCCUCGUUUAUUGUCAUUUAGAAAUGCAUGCAUUAAAAAAUGAUACAAUGUUCCUCCAGUAUGAUAUCACAAGAAACACAGGACAAACCAAGACUAAAACUGACAAAACCACAUAAUUAUAACAUAGUUACAACAGUGCAAAGCAAUACCAUAAUUUGAUAAAGAGCAGACCAUGGGCACGGUAAAAAAAAGUCCCAAAGUCCCGAUAGACUCAUCAUCUCAAGCAGGCGGCAAAAGGGAGAAACUCUCCCUGCCAUGAAUCUCCAAGCAUCGCCAACUUGCCGAUGCAGCCUUUUCGCAGUAAGGUCUAAUCUAUUCUGAUCAUAUACUGUACUGCAAUAUUUGCCUAUGCAAAAUCAUCUGCAAAGUGAUGGAAGGAGCCUUCAACAGCACUAGUAAAUGCUUCUUGAUCAUUAACUUGCACACAAAUGCUUUGAUUGGGAUUUUACCAGGAUUACUCACCUCCAAAACUCACUACACAUGGUGAAAGAGCUGAAUUCUAGGCAUGCAAUAUACGUAACUGAACUUGAUGUCAAAGCGGAUUUGGACAAGUGAGGCACUAAGAACCUAGUAAAAUUGAAGUUAGUAUAAAGUGAGGGAGAAUCUCUUGUCUGGAUGGAGUCACACCUGGCACAAAAGAAGUUAGUUGUGAUUUUUAGAGCCAUAGAAUAUCACUAGAGGAGUUCUUCAUGGCAGUAUCUUAAGGCCCAACCAUCUUCAAAUAUUUAAUCAAUAGCAAUCCCUCCAUCAUAAGGUCUGUGAUAAUUGCAGAGUGCCCACUCCUUUGUCUUACAUAGUGCAGUAGUUCAAGCCCAAACACAGCAAGACCCAAACAUCAUUCAUACUUGGGUUGAUAAAUGGCAAGUAACACUUGCGCCGCAGAAGUGGGAGACAAUAUAGUCUCAGACAAGAUAGCACCCAAUCAUCUUGACAUUCAAUGGCAGUACCAAUGUUAACUCCCUUGCGUCCUUCACCACAUCUAAUAUCUCCUGCAAUCCCACCCCACCUCUGGCAAUGAUUUCCUCACAGUACACUCCGACGUGUACCAAUGAUGAACGUUGAACUUGUUAACCUUGUUUAAUGAGUCAUUACCUUUGUUCUAUGUUUGUAACAAUUUCUCCCUAAUACUCUAACACAACUAUGACUAAAAAUUCCCUUACACACCCUUUGAAAACUGGUCAUUUCCUUCAGUGCAGCUCAUGUGAUCAGGACUUUAUUACAAGAUAAUUAAGAAUUAGAAAAAAAUAUUUGGUACACCUUUAUCGAGCCAGCAAACCACUCCUCCUCUUUGCUACAUCUUUUUGCUUUUCAAUGUUUACAAGGUUUUCAUCUUUACUGAUGUGGUUGAAGCAUCUGUAAUCUGUAAUAUUGUGCCUGAAACUUACUUGUCAAAACACAGUAAGUAGAAUUUAGAAGAGCUUUUAAUAAGAAACUGAUGUGAUGUUUGAAAGCAUAUACUGUAUAUUUGUGACAGUCUAAAGAUGAAUAUGACUGGAAAUGUUAUUGGUGUUAGAUGGGCUGAAUAUCCUCUGUUUAUUUUAAUUCCCUGAAUGAUUUUUAAAGAACAUAUAUUUUGUAAAUCCUGUUGUAUGCUUGCUUUAAAUAAAAGCUGUUGAAGUUUAAUUGCAAGGGGGUGAAACGAGAAACACUUUCAUGCACUGAGAUCUUACAAUAUGGAAUUUGCUGCCUGAAAUAGAAACAGCCAGAAAUGGAGAGCUCAAGUCACUAUGUCCAAAAAUCUGUCCAAGCUUUUUAUAGAUGUUUGGCACAUUGUUUAACUCGGCUUUCGGACUAGACAACUCUGGAGGUUUACGUUUGUUACACAAUCUCUAAGGGUUUCCACAGCAUCCACAAACAGUCAUUCACUGUUGUUAUAUGUGAUCAUUGUCAGCAAGUGAAACCUCGCCUCAGGCUCUGUAUAAGAAACUCUUGCAUAAAACAAAUCAUUUGUACUCAUCCUUUGUUGUAACUGCUGAUGCUUUGAAAAUAAAUGUUGGUAAAAUUAAAAAGCUCA
This is a messenger RNA of Mobula hypostoma (lesser devil ray), 5731 nucleotides long. It is a transcript of the gene rnaseh2b, whose product is annotated as ribonuclease H2, subunit B. The record is from RefSeq and is a predicted model, not a curated record. Gene Ontology annotation, biological process: RNA catabolic process. The coding region runs from base 49 to 837 and encodes 262 amino acids. The transcript is spliced from 10 exons. Gene Ontology annotation, cellular component: nucleoplasm; ribonuclease H2 complex. Lineage: Eukaryota; Metazoa; Chordata; Chondrichthyes; Myliobatiformes; Myliobatidae.